GCAGAACAUGAAAUGCUUCAUCCAUUUAUAUUGGAGGUAUCACAUCAAACAUGCGGACAUUGACGCCGCGAAAUAAAGCCGGGAGGUGCGGGUUUGAGUGGCGAGGUACCCGGGGAGUGAGCGGCCGCAGCCCUGGCGCAAGAUGAAGGGAUGCGAGGGAAUUAACGCAGCCAUCGCCUGCGUGUGGCCCCUUGAACGUCUCCGAAAUAUAGAACUGGUUUAGAGCUUUGGUGAAAAUUCAGAGCGUUUGUUCUUCCUCGAAUUUUGCGUCCGAUGUACAUCGAGAUUAGAGAAGUAAACCUAGUCAAUCAUGGAUUCCGUUUCUAGGGCUGUUUGCAAUGGAGCGACUGAAAAGAAAAACGUUUCUCUGCUGGCUGAGACUCAUGGAAAGCAGGUUUUGAAUGUGCUUCAGAACUUCCGGGAGCAAAACGUAUUCUUUGAUUUCACUAUAUUUGUCAAAGGAGAAAAGUUCCCAUGCCAUAGGUGUAUUCUUGCUGCAUGUAGUGACUUCUUCAGAGCCAUGUUUGAAGUUCACAUGAGGGAAAGGGAUGAUGGAAGUGUAAAAAUCUCUAAUUUAUCUCCGGAGGCUGUGAGGGCAUUUCUGGAUUUUGCUUACACGGGGCAUGCAGAAAUAUCUGAGACCAAUGUUGAAAUGUUCUUUCAGAUGUCUUCAUUUCUUCAAGUGUCCUUGCUAGCUAAAGCCUGCAGUGAUUUUCUUAUCAAAACCCUCGAUCUCACCAAUUGCUUACAACUGUUGUCUCUAUCUGAGAGUUAUGGCUCUACUGCUUUGUACAAUCAUGCUUUGCUAUUUGUGGUGCAACAUUUCUCUCUUCUGUUAAAAUCAAGUGACUUCUUAGAAAUGAAUGCUGGGCUGCUGGAAAAAUGCUUUGAAGCAGAUGGAUUGAAUGUCCCUGAUGAGGAUACUGUUCUAAAUGCUCUUCUUCUCUGGACUCAAUAUGAUAUUGAUUUGAGAGAAAAACAUUUUCCUCAGUUGAUUAACCUCGUACGGUUGCAUCAGCUACCCAAAGAAACCCUGGAAAAUGUUAUGGAAUCUGAAAGUUUAUUAUUGAACAAUCCCAAAUGUAUGGAAUCCAUCAAUGAUGCUCUGAAGAAACUUAAAGAGUUUAAUGGGCUCUUUCCUGAUGCAAGACCAUCCACAACAGAGAAAUACAUAUUUGUUCACAAAACCGAAGAACCCAGUAUGCUUAAGCAUACAUUUUGUUACAACAUUGAGAGUGAUACCUGGAAGGAAUUGCCUGCUAUAAAUAUUAUUGAUUUUCCAGGAUCAAGUUUGGUCAGCUUUGGUGAAAAAAUAUUUAUUACUGGAGGAUGUAAUAUUAGUUGCAGUAGAUCUAUACGACUUCAUAUUGCAGAAAGAUACCAUGAUGCAACAGAUCAGACAUGGUGCUACUGUCCAAGGACCAACAAUUUCAAUGAGGUUCCAUCAAUGAAAAAUUCUCGAACCAUGCACACAACCGUUAUCGCAAUGAAUCAGCUUUUUGUAGUCGGAGGGAAAACAAGGGGCGCAAGAGAAAUCAGGAGCCUGUUAAAUGUUGAAUCCUACAAUCCUCUUACCAAAAAAUGGAGAUCAGUGAGCCAUUUGCCAAGAGGAAUUUAUUACCCAGAAGCAACUGCCUGCAAUGAUAUUAUAUAUGUCCUUGGAUCUGAGGUGGAAAUAGCUGAUACCUUCAAUCCAUCAUUAGAUUGUUUCUUCAAAUACAAUGUGUCUUCUGAUCAAUGGUCUGAACUAGUUGCAGAAUUUGGACAGUUUUUUCAUGCUACUUUAGUGAAAGCUGUCCCAGUAAAUUACACUUUGUAUAUUUGUGAUCUUUCUACUUAUAAAGUCUACAGUUUUUGUCCAGAUACCUGUGUUUGGAAAGGUGAGGGUUCAUUUGAAUGUGCAGGUUUCAAUGCUGGAGCUGUUGGGAUAGCAGAUAAAAUCUAUAUUUUGGGAGGGGAUUAUGCGCCCUAUGAAAUUACAGACGAGGUCCAAGUUUACCACAGUAGUAGAUCUGAAUGGGAGGAGGUAUCACCAAUGCCCAGGGCUUUAACAGAGUUUCACUGUCAAGUGAUUCAGUUUAAUAGAUAUCAAGAUCCCUGGAAAAUUCAAUUCUAAUGCCUAUUGUUAAUUGACAAUAAAUUAUUUAGUCCAAAUAUUUAUUUUAUUUCUAUUUUUUAAUUUAAAUUCUACUUUUCAUUUAAAAAAGAAUAAUUUCAGGCACACCCUACAAUUUGCCCCCUUAUUUAUUUGUCUGUCGGUGAAGAGCACAGGUAAUGGCAUUGAUAUACAUUCCUAAGUGACUGAAAUGAGGAUGCAAUUAAGAGCCAACCACAUUAAGAUGCUUAGGAUCAAUUAGGAUGGCAAAUUUCCUCCAAUCCCCCACCUUCCCCGCACGAACACAAUCAAAGAGAAGUGAGCGAACCAAAUGGGUUUUUGUGACAAUUCUGUUCUUUCAUAGUUAUGGUUACUAAGAAGAGCUUCUUAAUGCAUGAUAUUUUUAUUGGCUCCUUUUUCUCUUUCUCUGCUGAGCUGCUAAACUAUGCAAACCACAGUAUACAAAUAGUGUAGGUAGUCUGUGGUCCAUGUGAAAGAAAUGCAUAGUGUUCUAUCUUUGUACUGAAAAUGCUGCUUGAGCACGACAGUUGGCUGUUCUUUGUUUUUUGCUAUGGUGUUCCUUACGACUCUUUGUCUUUUCAUUCAGACAAGAGUGUUCCUACCAAGAAAUGUUUGAAGAAUUUGUACAAAGGAUCCCCUGGCUUUUCAGUAACAAUGUGCUUUUCAUCAUGUGGAUGGUGGAUUGACAAUGUUAUUGUGCAUCAUGUUCACUUCCAUUGGUACUUCAUAAGUUCAUGUAAUUGGAGCAGAAUUAUGCCAUUCGGGCCAUCAAGUCUACUCAGCCAUUCAAUCAUGGCUGAUCUAUCUUUCCCUCUUAACCCCAUUUUCAUGCCUUCUCCCCAUAACUUCUGACAUCCUUACUAAUCAAGAAUAUGUCAAUCUCCGCCUUAAAAAUAUCCUUGACUAUUCUUACAAAUAGAUAUUAGAAUUUGGAUAACGCUGACAAGACCAGCAUUUACUACCCUUUCAUUAUAGCUCUGGAGAAAGUGGUGAUGCACCACCUUCCUAAAUAACUGCAAUCUUUUUAGGGAAUGUUGUCCCACAGUACUGGUGGAUUUGCACCAGGUUAUCGUGAAAGACUGGUAUAUUUUCAAGUUGGGAUGGUGUGUGAUUUGGAGGGAAACUUGCAGGUAAUGCUGUUCUCGUGUAUCUGCUCUCAUUUAUCUUCAUUUUAACACCUCAUAGGUUUGGAAAUAGUUGCUGGAGUGACCCAGGCGACUAAAUGUGGUCUAUUUUGUAUAUAGUGCACAUUGCAGUUACUGUACAGCAUAGAGAGAAUGAAUAUUUGAGUUAGCGAACGGGUGCCAUUCAAAAGAUCGUUGAGCUUAUGUUGUUGAAACUGCAUUCAUCCAGGGAAGUGGAGAGUGCUUUGCCACUCUCUUGACGUGCUCGCUUCUCCCAAUUACUUAUUGAAUUUUACUUUUUGCUCCGUAUUUUAAACCAAGGAUGUGAUGAGAUCCUGAGUUGAAUGGUCCUCUGAAACCCAAUGAAGCAUUAGUGAGCAGAAAUACCUGCAUGAAGACAACUUAUCAAAAGGUUUAAAUAUAGAUUUGCAGAACUUGUAGCAGACACAACACAGUGGUAGAACAUUGAACGUAGGGAACAUGGUUAAAAUAAUUUGAAGAAAGGUAGAGAUAUCAGUGGAGUAGAGGAGGCCACAGACAUAUAGAGUGGUAGGACUGAGGAAUGCUUUGAAAAUGAGAUAAUUUUUAAAUCAAGGCAACUCUGGAUCAGCAGCUAGGCUGGAAUGGCGAUAAUAGAAGUGUAAAUUAGGACAGGCUCAGACUUUUGAUGAUCUCGUUUACUGAGGGUGUGUAUCAAUUUGAGUGGAAUCGUAAAAAUCCUGCAUGGUAAAAAUAUCCUAUUUCCAAAUAGUGGUCUAUUUUAUCAUCAUAACUUGUAGAAUGUAUGAGUACAUGAAAACUGAACAAACAACAACAAUAAUUUAAUUUAAUUUAAUUUUCACUUAUGGAAAUUUGUCUUAAAGACUGGCAGUCGAGAAAAUCGCAUGUGAGUUAUUGGGAAGCUAUCAUAAGUUUGUCCCCUCUCUUGUGAGAGGUGAACAAUAACCAACUGUAAUUUUGGUUGAAAUUGUUGCUUGGAAUUUCCAUGUAAUUUUAUAAUUUUACUGGAAGCCUGAAAGUUAGUUUGUUAAUAGCCUUCCAGGCCACUUCUCUGGGCUUUUCCCGACGUACACUGUAAUAUCCAGCAACCCUGGAGGUAGCUGAAAUUAUCAUAAUAGAACCAGUUGAAAAUGACAAUCACAAUUUUCAGCUUCAUGUUUAUAAUGUGUUGCAGAGACUACUUGAUGUUUUUUUUCUUACGAUUUGACAUCUGCACAGUGUCCACUUAACUGAAUGCAAUCCUGGUGCAUUGUCAUGAUAAAUUACUACAACAAUACUGGAAGAGAGCUGAAAAAUACAUAAAGGACAAUGUAAUUUUGUGCCCACCAGCAGUAAGCAUUUAACAGUGGAUGCCAUAGUAGGGAAGCUAGUAGAGCUAUUGCUUUGUACCUCCAAUGAUCUGGGUUCAAUUCUGAUGUUGUUCCCAUUCUGUUAUUCCUGUGAUUAUAUCAGUUUCCCUUAGUGUUCCAGUUUCCUUCCAUAUCCCAAAGACAUUGAUUGGUGAAUUGUCCCAUCUGUGUAGGUGAGUGGUUAAAAACCAAAGGGAGUUGAUGGGAAUGUAGCAAAUAGGUUACUGGCAUUGACUCAAUGGGCUAGAAUCAGCUCUUGUGUUGUAAAGAAAUAUAGGAAAUACGAAAUGUCUAUAUAGUCGUGACUUUUUCACUUUAAGGUUAAAAAGGUCUGAGAGGUCUUCAAUACUGACACAGAUUUUAUUUGAUUGACUAAUAUAUUUUAGUGCUUAUAUGCAUGAGGUUUUGAACCAUAAUGAUCUGGGAUCUGAGAAAAUAUUUUACCUUGUACCACUGCACAGCAAAGCCCAUUUUUCUAGGUUUAUAAAAUAGGGUGCUAAGAAUUGUGGGGGAAAAUAGCAAUUCUAAGCAAUAUUAAUAUUUCAUUUCAAUUUACUUUGUGUAUUUUGAAAGAAUGUAAAAUGAAAAUCUAACCAUCUAUGCCAAUGUAAAAUGAAUUUGAAACUAAAAUUGGAAACUGAAAUAAAAUGCAGUAAUUAUACAUAUGGGGUUUUGAGAACAGUGAACAGCUCUUGCAUCUAUACACAUUAUAGUACUGGACAUAUGAAUGUUAUUUAUAGUAGCAAUAGCCAAUAAUUUUAUAAUCUUAUAAAAAAUGCAAGCUCAGGUUAAUGUCUCUUUUAGAAAUGUAAAACGGCUAAGCAGUUUAAAGUGAUACUUUCUGGUAGAAUUUUAUUUGUUAUAAGCAGAAAUUGUUUGUGACGUUUAAAUGCAAUUGCAGGUACAGAAAUGCUUUUUUAUAACCCACUAUUAAAUCACUGCAACACAA
Molecule: messenger RNA, 5538 nt
Organism: Amblyraja radiata (thorny skate)
Lineage: Eukaryota; Metazoa; Chordata; Chondrichthyes; Rajiformes; Rajidae
Gene: kbtbd3
Product: kelch repeat and BTB (POZ) domain containing 3
Exons: 3
Coding region: 311-2116 (601 amino acids)
Molecular function (GO): protein binding
Source: RefSeq, a predicted model, not a curated record